Molecule: messenger RNA, 2048 nt
Organism: Dictyostelium purpureum
Lineage: Eukaryota; Evosea; Eumycetozoa; Dictyosteliales; Dictyosteliaceae
Gene: gemA
Product: gemA, miro family protein
Exons: 6
Biological process (GO): regulation of actin cytoskeleton organization; mitotic cytokinesis; regulation of cell shape
Cellular component (GO): cytoplasmic vesicle; cell projection; cell cortex
Molecular function (GO): calcium ion binding; GTP binding; protein kinase binding
Source: RefSeq, a predicted model, not a curated record
AAAAAAAACCCAAAUGAAAACCAAAUUUAAAAAUUUGUUUGGUUGGUGAUGAAAAUGUUGGUAAAACCACCUUAAUCAACUCAUUUAUUUUGGAAAGCUUUAUGGAAGUUACACAAAAAGUUUUACCUGAAGUUACUAUCCCUGCAGAGUUUGGAAAUCAAAUUUGUACAACUAGAAUUAUUGAUACACAUGACGAUGGAAAAAAUGGUAAAACUCAAAUGAAUAUGGAAAUUAGAAUAGCUGAUGCAAUUGUAAUUGUUUAUUCUGUUGACCGUUUUGAUACAUUUUUAAAUAUUCGUAUGAAAUGGAUCCCAUUAAUUAAUCAAUUAAGAGGUUCAAAUAAACCACCAAUUAUUAUUGUUGGUAAUAAAUUAGAUUUACAUCAAGUUGAAUUCGAUGCAAACAAAUCUCAAAUUGAAGAAACCAUUCAAUACUUUAGAAGUACAUAUCCAAAUACAAUUCAAUGGGUUGAAUGUAGUGCUAAAACAUUAGAAAAUUUACCAGAUCUUUUAUACUCAGCUCAAACUUCAGUAUUUUUCCCAGAACGUGUAUUAUAUAAUAGAGAGGAAAAUAAAAUGACAGAGGGCUGUGAAAAAGCAUUAAAGAGAAUUUUCAAAUUAUGCGAUCAUGACAAUGAUGGUUCACUCUCUGAAGAAGAAAUCAACUAUUUCCAAACUAAAUGUGGCCACGAAUCCAUGACCUCUGAUGAAAUUCAAAAUAUUCAACAAUUUGUUCUCUCAAAGAUCCCAGAUGGUGUUGACUCUAAUGGCUUCACUGAAAAGGUCCAUGCCAACAUACUUUGGACUUCUCUUAGAGCCUUCCAAUAUGACGACGAUCUCAAUUUAUUAGACGAAUAUCUCCACCCACAAAUUAAUGUGCCACCACAACACAAUACAGUCCUCAGUGCUUCGGGUAAUGCAUUCUUUAAAGCCCUCUUUGAAAAGUAUGAUUCUGAUUCCGACGGUAUUUUAUCAAGUCCAGAUUUGGUUUCCUUAUUUUCAACAACUCCAAGAAUUCCAUGGGAAAUUGGUUUUGAAAAACAUUUUAAUACUGACAAAGAUUCAAACUUAACAUUAUCAGGAUUUUUAUCAUUAUGGAAUUUACAAACUUAUGACGAUUAUAAAGUUACUUUAGAGUAUUUAGCUUACUUUGGUUCCCAAACCGAACAAAAUAAUCUCGAUAUGAUUGGUUUUUCAAAAUCAAGAGAGUUGGAUAUCAAAAAUGGUCAAUUCUCCAGAAAUAUCGUAAAUUGUUAUGUAUUUGGCGAAGAAGCCGUUGGUAAAACUACUUUUUUAAAUACCUUUAUCGGAAAAACUUUUUCUCAUCUUUAUAAUCCAACCAGUAAUGAUAGUUUUAGAGUUUGUGGCCAUUUAUUAAAAAAUAAAUAUUUAAUUUUAAAUGAAUUUGUUGGUGAUAAAAUUCCAGCUACAGAGUUAAAAAAUAAAGCAGAUUUAGUUUGUUUAUUAUAUGAUGUCAAUAGUGAUCAAUCAUUUAAAUUUAUCGAAAAUAUAUAUAACCAAAUCAAACAAAAUCAAUUAAAUAUUCCAAUCUUAUUCAUCAAAACUAAAACAAAUAAUGCAACUACAGGUGGCAGUGGCAGCAGUCAUACAGAUUCAAAGGUAAUUGAAAGCUUUUUCAAAUCAAAUAAAAAUUUCACACCAAAAGAGUUUUCAAUCUCUUCUUCAAACUCCAUCUAUCACGAGAUGAUGGAAACAAUUAUCAAUAGUACCUAUAAUGUUCCAGCUAAACAAGAAAACAACAACUUAGCUAAAUAUUUACUUAUUGCUGGUGGUAUCGCUGGCGUUGGUUUUAUAAUUACAAAAUAUGUUUUAAAAAAAUAAUAACAAUUUAAUAAUAAUAAUAAUAAUAAUAAUAAUAAUAAUAAUAAUAAUAAUAAUAAUAAUAUUAUUAACUAUAAUAAUAUUAAAAAUAUAAUAAUAAUAAAUAUCUUUUUUUUUAUUUUCAAUUAUAAAUUUAAUAAUUUUAUAAUAUAAUUCUAAAAAAAAAAAAAUAAUUAAAUAUUUUAAAUAAAAUUUAAUUAAGAUAAU